UAGUGUUACGCUGGUGUUGCUAUUAAUUCACUGAGACACGUGCGUCACCAGAUUUAGGAGAGGGAGAGAAGAGAAGCAAUCAAUGCAGCUGCGCUUUCACCAAGUGCGCACUGGGAGAAAUGGAGGAUUUGGACGCUUAAUAGAUGUCACCGACCUGUUUCCCCUCAACCCGAUGAGAGCAUGUGCGGAGGGGAGCGGAUGUGAAAGUGAGCUCACUUUCCAAUCAAAGACGUUUGGGAAGGACUGGUAUGAAGAGGGAAAAAAGACUUUAUUGGGGUCAUGUAGGUCGAGUGACGCAUAUUGUCAACUAAAUCGAUAAACAACAAAAUCAAUCUGUGACAAUUGCAUGGUGAUUAAUUAUUGUGAUGACGGUUUGACCUGCUCCCUAGCACAGCCAUAGACAAAAUCCAGCGAGAGGGACGUCAUCCUGUUUCACAACAUGUACGGAACCAAAUGUCGACGGGCAACACGGCUGCCUGUGCAUUAAAUUGUGUGGUAUUUUGCUCCCAAUAAUUAGGACAAAGCAGACUGCUGUCGUAGCACGAGUUAUGCUGCCUUCCCAAAAAUCUGUGAGUUCCCGACUCCUCAGUUUUCGGGGAAUGUUGUGAACAAGCUGAAAGCACACAGCGCAUUGAGGCAGUGUCAAAUAAUGGCAAUGGUUGUUGAUAAACGUAUUAGUGACACGUGAUUCCCCUUUUCUCACGUUCUAACAGUUACGUAAUACGUUUCGUCAGUAGUGAAUUUAUUCAAACUCCUUCCUUGUCUGUGUGUUAAACAGUGGUUAUAGUUGCAACGUUUCGCUGCACGUACAGCAUAGUUUUACACAACUGUCAAACACUUGUCGGUUUACUGUGGCCAGUGUGAGUAUGUAUUUUACGAGAAGUACUGAAGGCAACAUCCAAUCGUGUGUCAAGGAGAAUGGGCGGUCCGCCACUGCCUGCCCCUCGCGAGCAGUGCAAUGCACCGCAGCUUCAGUGGUUUUGACGAGCGUCGAGCGGUCUCCAAGUGAUCGUGAUUGGAGGUUGUGACUCGACUCCGGUGAGCCUCAAGUCUGAGUGGCCAGUGUGUCGGGCAGCAGCAGCGUAGAGUCAGUAGUUACACUCUUUGGGUGAGGGCUCUCUCUGACGACGUGAUCAGCCCCAGAGGCCGUGCUUCAAACAGCCUCCCCUCUCCCUCCCCCUUCCCCACCACAUCCUCUGUCAUCAUGGGGGACGUAGUCCGCAUGCACUUCACCACGGCGGACUAUGUCAUCUUUACCUUGCUGUUGGUGGCCUCAGCCGGCAUCGGCCUCUUUUACGCCUUCUCUGGUGGGCGCCAGCGCACAACACAGGAGUUCCUGAUGGCGGAUCGCUCCAUGAGCUGCCUGCCUGUGUCUCUGUCCCUACUGGCCACCUUCCAGUCAGCCGUGGCCAUCCUGGGCGCUCCCUCCGAGGUGUACACCUUUGGGACUCAGUACUGGUUCCUGGGCUGCUCCUACUUUUUGGGCCUGCUCAUCCCGGCUCAUGUGUUCAUACCAAUUCUCUACCGUCUGCGGCUGUCCAGCGCCUACGAGUAUCUGGAGCUGCGCUUCAACAAGACGGUCCGCAUAUGUGGGACAGUGACCUUCAUCUUUCAGAUGGUCAUUUACAUGGGGGUGGUCCUGUACGCCCCAUGUUUGGCACUCAAUGCAGUGACAGGUUUUGACCUAUGGGGGGCAGUGCUGGCCAUGGGGUUGGUGUGCACUCUGUAUACUGCUCUGGGGGGUCUGAAGGCGGUGAUCUGGACCGAUGUCUUCCAAACGGUGGUGAUGUUCGCGGGACAGCUGGCGGUCAUCGUGGUGGGGGCCAAUCAGGCGGGGGGCAUGGCAGAGGUGUGGAGGAAAGCAGUUAAUGGCAGCCGCAUUUCUGGACUAGACCUGAACCCCGACCCUCUGGAGCGCCACACCUUCUGGACUCUGGGUGUGGGAGGAGUCUUCCUGAUGUUGGCUCUGUAUGGGGUCAACCAGGCCCAGGUCCAGAGAUACCUCAGCGCUCGUACGGAAAAGGAGGCCGUCAUGUCCUGCUACGUAGUUUUCCCAUGCCAGCAGAUUGUCCUGUGUUUAGGUUGCCUGAUGGGUCUGGUCAUGUUUGCUCGCUACGGAGAGGACAGCCCUCUUGACAAGGGCUACGUCAAAACUAAUGACCAGAUGGUGCUGUAUUUUGUGAUGGACGUCUUCAAGGAUCUGCCCGGGCUCGCUGGACUGUUUGUGGCCUGCCUCUUCAGCGGCGCUCUCAGCACCAUCUCAUCCGCUUUUAACUCCCUUGCAACCGUAACCAUGGAGGACCUGAUAAAACCUUAUUUUCCAAACAUGACCGAGGCUAAAGCUACGCUGCUAUCUAAGGGCCUUGCUUUUGUCUACGGCUUGGUGUGUCUGGCUAUGGCCUACAUCGCCUCGAAAAUGGGAUCGGUGCUGCAGGCAGCCUUCAGCAUCUUCGGGAUGGUAGGUGGUCCUCUGCUGGGCCUCUUUUGUCUGGGAAUGUUCUUUCCCUGGGCAAACUCGACUGGUGCAGUGGUCGGGUUAGUAGCGGGCCUCGCUAUGGCCUUCUGGAUUGGCAUUGGGAGCUUUGUGAUGCGCAUGCCCGAUUCCUUGCCAGCACUCAAUGCCACGGACCUGCCUCUGUUUGGCAACAUGACCACCGCCGCCGUGACGACACUGGUCACCGCCACCAAAGCCAAGCUAAGGCCAUCGGGUGUGGAGGCGCUCUAUUCGUUGUCCUACAUGUGGUACAGUGCUCACAACUCCACCACUGUGGUGGUGGUGGGACUGAUAGUCAGCCUGCUAACAGGACCCAUGAAGGAGAAGGACCUGACACCCGGCACAGUGUUUCCGGUCAUGGGCACGCUGCUCUUCUUCCUGCCCGAGCGCUACAAGGAGAAGCUCUGCUGCGUCACUCCUCUGUCCACCCCUCAGAAGUCCAAAGAAAUCGACGCGCAGCCUUAUCAGAUGGCCAAGAAGGACGGCAACGGAGCAGCCCUCUGCAAAGAGGACACGGUCACCGAGGACAAAGAGCUGGAGAGCGACCGAGCACAGACAGAGGAUGAGGACCUGGAAGCGAGGGUGGCCCUGCCCUUAUGCCAGCUGAGGGGGCACACGGUUGAGGAGACGGCCUUUUGAUCCUUUCCCCUCCUGCUUCCUACGCAAACAACCUCCCAGCUGCUGCAGUUCCUGAGAGCACAAGACGGAUCACAGGUGUGAAAGUCCGUCACUACUCAGAAGGUCUGUAGUACCGCGUUUGGGUGUUUCUACAAUGUCGGAAUCAGUUGAAUCUGAUUCUAGAAAAGGCUUAUGGACUUUAAUGGGGAAACUGUGUUUUAUUGGUACCAGCUCCCGCAUAGUUUUUAUUUUCAUUUUUCCUCCUCAACACAACUGAAAAUCGAGCCAUGCUGGAACUGUGCACUGAAAGCCCAAAUGGCAGCAGUCGAAGAAGAAGAAGAAGAAGAAGAAGUUGUGUGUGUGUUGCCUGCUCUGAACCACAUGGAGAAGCCCGAUUGGGCCUAUGAAACGGACUGACAUUAGUCCUAUUAGGCAGCCACUUGAUAUAUUUGAAGGUAAAUAUGAUUCUCUGGUCAGUCAUCUCUGGUAUUUUUGUAGUCAGGUCGUCAUCAGUGCCAGUAUGUGAUUGAUUUGCUUAAUAGUGUGUACGUGUGGAUAUCGUCGUCCUGUUUUUUGGAAUCACAGAAUUCUUGACCAUCGCAUUUAAAGUCAUCCAUUGUGUGUUUGUGUGCACGUGCGUAACGUACGUACAGUGUUUCGGCAUCACUCCAGUCUGCUCUUUGGCAUGGCCACUUUUAGUCAGGAUCUUGGAGAAUCAUCUCAAAUUCAUCAGCGGCUCCCUGUGGUCAUACUAAUCACAGGCUUGUUUUCUUUUUGGAUCCCGGAUUCGUCCCUUUUUUUUUGUCCAGCCUUUGCAAAGACUGGGGGUGAGAGGGACACAGCAUGUGUCCCUUAAGUACAAUACUUGGUUCCAUUCCAGCACUGCUGAAACAGGAGCACUAAGUUGUUCAUAUAUCUGGCCUCUGAAUUUUGCUUUAAAAUGCAUCAAAUCCAUUUUACUUUGAAACUUACUAAAAUUGUCUUCUAGGUAAGAAUGCCCCCACCCCCACAUACUUAAAAAAAGUCAAGCUCAUGCCAAAAUGAAUUGACGCAGCCAGGCAGUCCCUCAUGAUGCACAGGGGUUAAAUUAGUUUUCUGGCGCUGUAUUGGAGGAACGUGUCCUAUUUUAUAUAUAUAUAUACAGGACUGUCUCAGAAA
Pseudoliparis swirei is the source of this 4270-nucleotide messenger RNA. It is a transcript of the gene slc5a6a, whose product is annotated as solute carrier family 5 member 6a. The transcript has 18 exons. Lineage: Eukaryota; Metazoa; Chordata; Actinopteri; Perciformes; Liparidae. Gene Ontology annotation, molecular function: sodium-dependent multivitamin transmembrane transporter activity. The record is from RefSeq and is a predicted model, not a curated record. Gene Ontology annotation, biological process: sodium ion transport; pantothenate transmembrane transport; biotin transport. Gene Ontology annotation, cellular component: membrane. The coding region runs from base 1205 to 3133 and encodes 642 amino acids.